AUGGCGUUUUUGGCAAAGGGUAUCAAGUGUGAUCUUAUACUGUUGGCAACUGAAAUGGGGGAGGAACCGAAAUCUGAUAUGACAGUAUAUGGGCUAAAAACAUUAAUCACUGGCAGUCAGGUAUAUGAAGAAGAAUUUGUGAAAACUUUACUAGAAACAAUAAUCUCUACAAGAAAGGAACAAGAGAGUAAGUCGAAGUUGCAGAUGGAGAUGGAAGCAAGGAAGCGAGAGAUGGAAUUUGAAUUGGAAAAGAAAAAAAUAGAAUCAGGAAUGGCUGCAUCUAAUGCUAGUUCAGCUAGUGGCUGGAUAAGUGCUUUGAAUGUCACAGAUUUGGAGGGACUGAAAGAUUUGAUCAUUACGGAUCAAGUAAAGAAGAGAGUUCCACAAGAGGUUCGUGACCAUUUUGUUGAUGUGUGGGGGACAUUAGUCAAACCCCAAGAUUUAGCAGACAAGCUAGACGAGUACGAGUGUAUUCGAAAAACUUAUCGGAGACCAUCAAAUCGAAAUCCCAAGGGACAUCAACAAGUAAAUGUUAGGAAUAACGCCUUUAGCCGUGAUAACAGAGACUAUAAUAAUAGUCCUAAACAGAUGAAGCAAGAUAAAGGUUUCACACGGAAUAGAUGCGAACCGAAAAACCGUCCAAAGUUUACCUGCUAUUUCUGUGGAGUGGAUGGUCACGUAAAGAAGUUCUGUCCCAAACUUUUAAAGACGAACUCAGAUCAAGAUAGUAGAAGAAAGGCAAAUGUUCACAGAACUGUCGUGGACCCAGAACCGGUAACUAAGGAAACGGCAGUAGUGGCUAAAGUGAUGUCUCACAGACGACCUUCUCUUGAUAAAGGUCUUUGUAAUCUAGAAAGGAUACGUAUAAGUGUGAAUGGAAAUGCAACAGCUUUAAUUGAUUCUGGCACUGAAAUAACUGUAGUCAGAAGAGAUAUAUUGACUGAUUUUCCUGUUGAAGAUAAGGCUUCAAUUUAUAUAAAAGGCAUUUUUGGUCCAGCGGAGAAAUGUUCUCUUGUCAAUAUUCCAAUGGGUGUCAUCGUUGGCGAAGACGGGAACAUGAUUCACCAAGAAGUGCUGUGUGCAGUUGCUCCUACUCUGGUGGAUGAUGUACUGUUGCCCCCAGAAAUAAGGGACAAGCUGCAGGGUGUUCAAGAAAAUUAUUUCGUUGAUAUUUCUGAAAAGGACACAGAACCGAAGACAAUUAAAGAUAGAGAAAUUGUCGAUGAAACAAGUGAUGAUAACCCAGUCUUGGGAAGUGAAGAAAUAAGGGCAUUAUCUGUGGAAAAUUCAGAAAAGAAUGCUAAAGAACAAUCAAGGUCGGACGAAUUUCUUAAAGAUCAAAAAGUUUUAGGGGAGUCCGUUGCUCAGCUAGUUUUGCCUAAGAAGCGUAGACUUGAAGUUCUAAAUUUAGCUCACUGUUCGGUAUUUGGAGGUCACAUGGGCGCAAGAAAAACUGCUGAAAGAAUAAGGUAUUCUUUUUACUGGCAUGGAAUAUCCAAAGAUGUCAGAGCUUUUUGUCAACAGUGCAAAGAGUGUCAGUUGACAAGGCGAAUAAAUCAAAAGGACAGAGUACCAAUUACUCCUGUGGCAAGACCAGAAUUGCCGUUCCAAGUUGUAAACAUCGAUAUCAUUGGACCUAUAGAUCCGCCAAGUGCAAAAGGUCACAGAUAUAUAUUAUGUCUAGUUGACCAACACACGAGAUGGGCUGAGGCAGUACCACUGACCAGUUUAACUGCCAAAGCUACAUGUGAAGCACUGUUAACCAUCUUCAUGCGGACAGGUGUGCCUAAUAUAAUAGCAUCAGACAAUGGGACUAAUUUCAAUGCUAGUUUGACACAAGAGUUUGAAAAAAGAAUGGGAUCCAGCCCAAGAUUUUCGACACCAUUGCAUCCAGAGUCGAAUGGGCUGGUAGAAAGAUUUAAUCAGACGUUAAAGCACAUGCUACAUCAUGUCAUUUUGGAAGAGCCACGUACAUGGCAUACAAAAAUACCAUUCAUUUUGUGGGCCUAUCGAGAAGUCCCCAACAGCACGACCGGCGUAGCACCUUUUCAGUUGUUAUAUGGACGAAAACCAGAAGGACCCUUAUCUAUUCUGAGGAACACUUGGGUGGCAGAUGAAGAGGGUUUGCAGUUGGAUACUACUCCAGUACCUCUUUACAUGGAAAAGCUUAAGAAGCAGCUAGAAGACGCAGCUGAGAAAGCAAAAUUGAUUUCAACAAUGCCUGAUGGUAGUCUGAGGCAUGUGCAUCAAAAUAAAAUGAGAGAAUUUAUUGCUAGCUCCGGAAGUGUGAACGUCAUAUUUGAAGGGGAAGAAGAAUUUGGUGACAUCGAAAAUACUCCAUUGAAAGAAGACUCCUUUUGGCAGGAAGUAAAAUCCGUAGCCUCACCUGACUUAUCAACUACGCAGCAAACAGAAUUGGAGACAUUAUUAAAAGAAUUUGAACCCUUAUUCAAAAGACCAGUGCAACCAGUUGCAAUCGGGGAGCACGUGAUUGAACUUUUGCCCAAUAUUACUAGACGGAAACCGCAUUCCUACAGUGUUCCAAUGUCUUAUAGAGCAGAGGUGGACAGACAAGUGAAAGAACUGUUGGACUUACACUUGAUUGAACCUUCGAAUGCAGACAUUACAUAUCCUAUAGUAUGUGUGGCAAAGAAGGACGCAUCCAUUCGAAUGUGUAUUGGCUAUAGAGCCCUUAAUGCUGUAACAAAAGUUCCUAAUUACCCCAUGAAAGAUACACAAGAAUUAGUUUUUACUGCGGGGAUGGCUCAAUGGUUAUCUUGUCUAGAUUUGCUAAAGGGAUAUUACCAAAUUAAAAUGAAUGAUGAGAACAAAAUGUUAACAGCAUUUUCUACUCAUAACGGAGUAUAUCAGUGGAAGGUUAUGCCUUUUGGUCUAUCGGGAGCAUCGGGUUUACUUUUGGUUGCUGGUGGUUCAAAUCCUGCAAUGAAUGUGCAGAAAGAUUGUGGGACGCAGAGAAAUGAUGAUUAUCUAGGCUUAAAGACAAGUGAUUAUCAGAAAAACAAAUGUCAGGUGAGUAAGGAAGGUUCAAUAGAGGCUCCGAUUCCAGUGACAGAAUUGUAUCAGAGGUCACCCGAGCGACAUGAAGCCUAG
Argiope bruennichi is the source of this 3111-nucleotide messenger RNA. RefSeq lists its product as uncharacterized. Lineage: Eukaryota; Metazoa; Arthropoda; Arachnida; Araneae; Araneidae. The coding region runs from base 1 to 3111 and encodes 1036 amino acids. The record is from RefSeq and is a predicted model, not a curated record. Gene Ontology annotation, molecular function: zinc ion binding; nucleic acid binding. Gene Ontology annotation, biological process: DNA integration. The transcript has 6 exons.